UUCCUGGUAGAGUAGGUUCCGAAGGCGGAAGUUUAGGUGCCGGAGGCAGCGAAGCGGAGCUGAGGUGUUGCUAUCGUUGCCUGCGGCGCUUCCGGGUUCCCGCUUCACUCUCGGGAGGCGGAGGCGGGAACCUGGAACCAUGGCUGUGAGGCUGCUGCGGAGCCUGGCAGGGUCUGGAGGCUGACCUCGCGACGCCUGUCCGAGGGCCCCCCUGCUCCAGGUUUAGGGUUAUCUAGGGUCGCUCUGUCCUGGCCCCUAGACCCUCAAAAUGACGGCCGCCACCACCUCCAAGUGGGGGCUGGUCACGAACGUGGUGAACAGCAUCGUGGGCGUCAGCGUGCUCACCAUGCCUUUCUGCUUCAAGCAGUGUGGCAUUGUCCUGGGGGCCCUGCUCCUGGUCUUCUGCUCCUGGAUGACCCACCAGUCUUGCAUGUUCUUGGUGAAGUCGGCCAGCCUGAGCAAGAGGAGGACCUAUGCUGGCCUGGCGUUCCACGCCUACGGCAAGGCCGGGAAGAUGCUGGUGGAGACCAGCAUGAUUGGGCUGAUGCUGGGGUCCUGCAUUACCUUCUAUGUCGUGAUCGGUGACUUGGGGUCCAACUUCUUUGCUCCGCUGCUUGGAUUACAGGUGACCUGGACUGUCCGUGUGUUCCUGCUCUUCGCAGUGUCCCUGUUCAUUGUGCUCCCGCUCAGCCUGCAGAGAAACAUGAUGGCCUCUAUCCAGUCCUUCAGUGCCAUGGCGCUCCUCUUCUACACCGUCUUCAUGUUCGUGAUUGUGCUGUCCUCCCUUAAACAUGGCCUCUUUAGUGGGCAGUGGCUGCAGCAGGUCAGCUACAUUCGCUGGGAAGGUGUUUUCCGCUGUGUCCCCAUCUUUGGCAUGUCCUUUGCCUGUCAGUCCCAGGUCCUGCCCACCUAUGACAGUCUGGACGAGCCAUCAGUGAAGACCAUGAGCUCCAUCUUUGCCUCCUCCCUCAACGUGGUCACCGCCUUCUAUGUCAUGGUGGGGUUUUUUGGUUACGUCAGCUUCACUGAUGCCACCACAGGCAAUGUGCUGAUCCACUUCCCCUCCAACCCGGUGACAGAGAUGAUCCGAGUGGGCUUCAUGAUGUCUGUGGCUGUGGGCUUCCCCAUGAUGAUUCUGCCGUGCAGGCAGGCCUUGAACACACUGCUGUUUGAGCAGCAGCAAAAAGAUGGAACCUUUGCUGCAGGAGGCUACAUGCCCCCACUCCGGUUUAAAGUCCUCACCCUCUCAGUGGUGUUUGGAACCAUGGUUGGUGGGGUCAUGAUCCCCAAUGUGGAAACCAUCCUUGGCUUCACAGGAGCAACGAUGGGGAGCCUCAUCUGCUUCAUCUGCCCGGCUCUGAUCUAUAAGAAAGCCCACAAGAAUGCCCCCUCAGCCCAGGUGGUGCUCUGGGUCGGCCUGGGCAUCCUCGUGGUCAGCACACUCACCACCCUCUCUGUGACCGAAGAAGCUCCUUUGGACUUGACGCAAGAAGCUCGCAGCGGCCGCCGAGGAGAUGCUGAGGGCGCAAUGAAGGUGGAGGCAGCCCGGCUAUCAGUCCAGGAUCCCGUUGUAGUUGUUGCUGAGGAUAGCCAAGAGAAGCUAAAGCCAGCAGAGGACAAAGAGGUACUGGAGCAGGCCCAGAUCAAGGGUCCAGUAGAUGUGCCUGGCGGGGAAGCUCCCAAGGAGAAGCAGGAAGCUGCACAGCUGGAUCGCCCCGGCCAAGGUAUUGCUGUCCCUAUGGGUGAGGCCCAUCGCCAUGAGCCUCCCAUCCCUCAUGAUAAAGUGGUGGUGGAUGAAGGCCAGGACCAAGAAGGGCCAGAGGAGAAAAAGCCACCUCCCAGGCUCCCUGAUGAAGGAGACCCUGCAGACAGGGGGCAGGGGGCACCACCUCUGCCUGAGUCAGAGAAGGAGAAGCAGGAACCUGAGAGAGGAGGGGAAGGAAAGAGACUCGGGCAAGUCCUGGCAGUAGGAGAAACUGAACGUCCUCAGAAGGUUCCAGAAGCAAAUGGCCAGCCACCUGUGCAGCCCAGGAAGGAAGAUUCCAGGCCAGGAAAUAGGGAUCCGCAGCCAGCUGCCCAGGCCAGGGACUCUGUGGAGCUGAAGGCUCUGGCAGCAGAUGACGGCAGGGAGCCUGCACAGAAGGCUGGAGGCGCCCUGUGGAAGCCCGUGGAGAAUGCUGCUGAGAGCGAUGCUGGUGGGAAGGCGGGCCUCCCUGUACAAAGGCCGGAGGCUGCAGAGCAGAGGGAGAAGAAGGAGGCUGAGCAACAGGGUGGAGACCAGGCAGGGAGCAAGCUGGAAGAAGAGACUUUUCAUGGUUUCCUAUUGUGCCUCUCUUCCAUAUGCCUCUCAAUGGGACGGACAGCUGAGAUUAAAAAGCUAGUAGCAGAAGCUGGGAGGGCAGAGAUGCUGGACCAUGCCGUGCUGCUACAGGUGAUCCAAGAACAGCAGGUGCAGCAGAAGCGCCUCCUGGACCAGCAGGAAAAGCUGCUCGCAGUGAUUGAGGAGCAGCACAAGGAGAUCCGGCAGCAGCGACAGGAGGGUGAGGAAGACAAGCCUAAGCCUGCAGACGUGCAGCCAGAGCCUGGGGUGGCUGUACUCCAAGGACAGGAGGAGGAGGCUGAGCACGCUGGGGAGACACUGGGAGAUGACCCUUCACAGCCUUUGCAACCUGUGCUUGGAGCUCCUAGGGGUCACCCCGCUCCAUCCCAAGACAUGGGCCAGCACCCCCCAGGGGAAGUCAAGGUGCUGCCAGGCAGAGACCCUGCUGACCUUCCUGCUGGUGGCUCUGACACAGAGCCCCAGGGGGCCCCGACUGAGCUGAGAGAAGACCCGAAAGGUGCUGCCCUCAAGGCGGCUGGAGCUGGGAAGGAGCUGGUCCCAGGGAACGUGGGAGCAGUGCACAAGGCAGCCCCUGCUGAGGUACCCGAGAGUCCAGAGAAGCAGGUUGCCAAGGCAGUUGCCGGGCAGCGCCAAGAUGUCUUUGGUGAAGGCUCCGAAGAAAGGAAAGAAACUGGAAAGGAAGCAAUGGCCCCUGGUGCUGAUACUCAGAAAGAGGCUGUCCAGCCCUUGGUAGGAGCAGAAGCUAAGAACACAAAAUCCAGGCAGUCGGGACCCACCAAGGCCCCAGUUCAGGCCCAAGCCAAGUUUCAUCCAGAAUCCCAGGCCAUCUUUGACACAGGUCAGGGUUCUCACCCAGAGGUGAGAAGUGAGGCCCCCCGAGGGGUUCACAUACCUCCUGAAGAGCAGCACAGAGGAAAAGGGGGUGCUGCCAUCCAGGAGGCAAAGCAGAGACCAGACCCUAACUCUGGGCCCAAACUAGCUGUGCCUGCGGGUCAGAAGCCAGAGAAUGCCAAACCCAACCGAGACCUAAAAGUGCAGGCUGGCUCUGACCUGCGGAGGAGACGGCGGGAUCUUGCCUCUCAUCCAGAGCAGGAGCUGGCUCCAAAGGAUGGCGUCAUCAUUAGCUUUAACUCCCUCCCUAAUGUUCAGGUGAACGACCUCCGCAGUGCUCUGGACACCCAGCUCCGCCAGGCUGCAGGGGCUGCAUUGCAGGUGGUACAUAGCCGACAGAUUAAACAGUUGUCUGGAGAUAUGGAGGAAGCCUGAGAGCCUGGUCAGGGAAAGGCUGCCGCUAGACAUUGGAUGGCAGCUGGUGUUCUCUGGUGCCACCCUGAUUGGAGGCCACAUUCUUAUGUUCCCAGGGAUCAGUAUCUAAGUCCCUCAUGAUGAGUUGUGAAAGUCUAACCUGCCACCCCACCCCAGACAUCACUUGCUCCAAGGCUACACCAAAGCACUCACUAGCCCGAGUAUGGUUUGGUUUUUGAGGCAGCCCAGGAAAGACAGUGCUAAGGUUCAGCUCCGACGCUUGUCUGUUCAGACUCACGGUCUGGCCAGAAGCAGUGCUGACAGCAUGGCAGGCAACUUUGAAGUUGCCAGUCUUCCUCUAACUUGCAACCUGUGACAGCCAGAUUUCACUGACUCCAUAGGGUGGGAAACCUGCAACAGGCAUGUCUGUCUGCCCUGGGGGGGCGUGGGGGGGGCGGUAGGUAUGACUUGACUUGGGCUGGGGAAGGAGGCACACAGCUCCCCUGGUUUUUAUCACCCACAUUCUUCUGAAGGCUGAUUAUGAAACAAAAAAUAAAAUGCCACUGACAAGUC
This is a messenger RNA of Mus caroli (Ryukyu mouse), 4159 nucleotides long. Lineage: Eukaryota; Metazoa; Chordata; Mammalia; Rodentia; Muridae. The record is from RefSeq and is a predicted model, not a curated record.